AUGAAUAAGAAAUUGAAGAAGCUGGCCCCAGUUUCCUUGAACGACAGAUUCAGAGAUAUUCCAAAAAUUCAAAUAUUCGAACCCUUAGAAAUAGAUGAAGUCGAUGAAUCGUGUACGGACCCGUUGAACAAGGGAUUUACGGACUUUCUUAACAUAUCAGAGGAAAAUGAGCAGCUAACGGAUAACGAAGGGGACGAUACUUAUUUGGAUCUUGAUGUAGACUGUAAGGACUUUUACAAAUCUCAUAAGCCAAAGAAACAGAAAUUUCAAUCUGUGAAUGAUGUGUUUGCGGAACUUGAAUCGCUGUCUGCAGCUACUUGUAGUUUUCGUGGAAUUUCCCAUCAAAGAAUUCAAAAACUCAUUGCUGCAUAUAAUACACAAACCGAAUUAGAAAAAGUUGUCCGUUUAGUUGAAUCUCACGUGCCAAAUUUAAGAGAUAAAACUGCCGUACGUUAUGCACGAUUACUAACCAAAGAACUCAAAACCAGUAGCAAUGAGGAGUAUAAAGAAGAAUUAAAUUUAUUAAAAGAAAACAUUAUCGGACAUUCGCCUACAGAUCUUGCAAAGACAAUUGAAACAAUUAAGAGACAAGUUGCUGAAAUGCCUAAAGAGUGGAAUAUUAUUCAGAUAACUUCACACCACACUGAAAAAGAAGCUUACAAUUUGAACAUAAAUAUCCAAGGAACCAACCAGUUGCAUAUUACAGUAUUCAAUUGUGGCCAGGAUCUAGUCGACCCCUUUGUAAUAACUGUAGAUGCUCCUUAUUAUGAUGGCAAAAAAUUGGAGUUGAUGCAAAAACUGACUGAUACUUUUAUAGAUUACCAACAGAAUUUGAAAGAAAUUGUUAAUCAGAAACGGUUUAAAAACGUCCAAGAAAAACGUGAAUAUGUUUCGAGAACAGAAAAUACUGAAGUUACUUUGAAGGAAAUUAUCAAAAGGCUUGAAGAAAAUUGGCUCAGGCAAUGGAGAUGUCUUUUAAUUGGAAAAUAUCAAGAUAAGUCACUUGAAAAAAAUAUCAGGGAUGAGCUAGAGAAAAUUUAUAACAAUCAGUUGUCUAAGGUGGUCAUUCCUCCAAAAACCAAAGAGCUAAUGCAUUAUGUCACUAAAGGAGCGGGUUAUUUACUCUUCUCGGAAGUCCAAAAAGCAUUAAGUUAUUGUCUGAACAAAAUAGUAGACGAGAAUACAAUAAAAGAAAUUUCUCAGUUGAUAAAAGAAAUUAACAUUGCAGUUUUUCAGAAGAGUGAUAAUCAUUUGAGGCAUCCGAUAAUAUUAAUUGUGGAUGAGUGCUUGGACUCUUUUCCUUGGGAAAUGCUGACAAUCCUAACUGACCAACCAGUAACUAGAUUACCGUCCCUAUAUUUUGCUCAUCUCUUGUUCAAAAGCCACGAAAAAGAGAUCCAGAGAGGUGACAAGAUAGUCAGAAGCCACAAAAAUGGCAAAUACCUUUUAAACCCGGACAGUAAUUUGCCCAACAUGGAAAUCAGAAUACAGGCGUUUUUGAAGUACUGGCUGCCAAAUUGGACGGGCAUAAUUAACAAGAAACCAACCAAAGAGGAGUUUUUUGAUUUGGUAACUGCUGCUGAUAUUUACUCGUAUUACGGACAUGGUAAUGGCUCACACCUAAUGUCACUAGAUUUUAUUCAAAAAUGCCAAAUUGGAGCCGUAGUGAUGUUAUUCGGCUGUGCCAGUAAUAAGUUGACCCAAAAAGGUGCUCAAGUUGAGAUGUAUAGUUCCUAUUAUUUGUAUUUGAUGGCUCGCAGUCCAUGUGUCUUUGGUAUGCUUUGGCCAGUGACGGACAUGUAUACGGAUCUGUUGACUACAGAAUUUUUAAGCACCUGGCUGCCAUCUUCAGCCGAAAGGGGUUGGUCUAAAAUUGAUAAACAAGCUUGGAUGAAGACUUUUAAAAUUAAAAAGCUUCCUAGUAAAGAAAUAAAUGCUGAUAUUGUUAGAAUUGAAGAAGAAAAUAAUUUAGAACUUUUAAGGGCUCUAUCUCAGUCCAAAAAGCGAACGAAUUAUCUAACAAAAGCUGCAUGUGUGGUAAGAGGUUUGCCUAUAAAAAUAGAAUUAUUAUAG
This is a messenger RNA of Ceutorhynchus assimilis (cabbage seed weevil), 2073 nucleotides long. NCBI's taxonomy places the organism in Eukaryota, Metazoa, Arthropoda, Insecta, Coleoptera, Curculionidae. The record is from the annotation of a GenBank genome assembly.